Molecule: messenger RNA, 1756 nt
Organism: Megalopta genalis
Lineage: Eukaryota; Metazoa; Arthropoda; Insecta; Hymenoptera; Halictidae
Product: succinyl-CoA:glutarate CoA-transferase
Cellular component (GO): mitochondrion; nucleus
Molecular function (GO): protein serine/threonine phosphatase inhibitor activity; succinate-hydroxymethylglutarate CoA-transferase activity; protein phosphatase 1 binding
Source: RefSeq, a predicted model, not a curated record
UCGUUACCAUACGUCAUUAUUAUGAUGUGACAGUAAAUAUGUAAUCUGGCGAGUUGAUAAUUGGGUUUCAUGAGUUGAUAAUUUGAGCAAUAAGGCCUAUACAUUUUUGUUCACUUUAUUUCAAUUUUUCUGAUAAGACUAUGCUGUAACAAAUUAAAUUAUCAGUUUUAUGUAGUUGAAAACCUGUAUCUAUGAUUUUGUGAAUAUAGUAAGAGUUAUUUGUUAAAACAACAACAAUUAUUAUUUACAAAAAUAUAGCAAAUAGAUAUGUUUGCUUCCCUAUUAAAAUAUACUGUAAAGGCAAAACCUUUAGUCAGCAGUAAUUUUUUAAAAAACAUAAAAUGUUCAUCAAGCAACAUAAAAAGCAAAAAGUUUUUGUGUACAACUGCUGAAAAUAAUAGGUCACCUCUAGCAGGUAUUAGAGUCUUGGAUUUGACAAGAAUUGUGGCAGGCCCUUAUUGCACUAUGAUUCUUGGCGAUCUUGGAGCAGAAGUUUUAAAAAUUGAGAGACCAGUUAGUGGAGACGAGGCAAGACAUUGGGGUCCUCCAUUUAUUAAAGGAACCCAGGAUUCAGUUUAUUUCCUUAGUGUCAACAGAAAUAAAAAGAGUAUUUGCAUUGAUUUACAACAAGGUAAAGAUAUCAUUUAUGAAUUGGCAAUGAAGUCAGAUGUUUUAGUAGAGAAUUAUGUUCCUGGGAAAUUAAGUAAGUUUGGUCUGGGAUACAAAGAAAUUUCUAAGGUAGCACCGCAUCUUAUAUAUUGCUCUUUGACUGGUUAUGGGUAUGAAGGACCUUAUUCAAAUAGGCCAGGAUAUGAUGUAAUUGCAGCUUCGGUAGGAGGUUUAAUGCAUAUAACAGGCCCUAAGGAUGGGCCACCAUGUAAGGUUGGGGUAGCAGUGACUGAUUUAGCAACGGGUUUAUAUGCUCAUGGUGCUAUAAUGGCAGCAUUGUACCAAAGAAUAAAAACUAACAGUGGACAAUGGAUACAGUGUAAUUUAUUGGCAACACAAAUUGCCAGUUUAAUAAAUAUUGGUUCAAAUUAUCUGAAUGCUAAUAAAGAAGCAGUACGAUGGGGUUCUGAGCAUGAAAGUAUAGUACCGUAUGAAGCUUUUCCUACAAAAGAUGGAUAUAUGACAGUUGGAACAGGAAGUAAUGCACAGUUUUUAGAAUUGCUUAAAAGAAUGCAAUUAAUAGAAUUAUUUGAGAAUGACAAAUUUAAAGAUAAUACUGCUAGAGUAAAAAAUAGAGAUGAAUUAUUAGAUAUGCUUAGAAGAGAGUUCAAAAAGAAAAGUAAUGAAGAUUGGUCAGUUAUAUUUGAUGGUGCUUCUUUUCCGUAUGGUCCAAUAAAUACAAUAGGACAGGUUUUUGAAGAUCCACAUGUAAAGCAUACAAAAAUGGUACAAAACAUGGAACAUUUCUCUGGAGAAAAGGUUAAAAUUGUUGGACCUCCUGUAACAUACAGUUACGCCACAAAUGAAGUUAGAUUAGCACCUCCUAUGUUGGGGCAGCAUACUGAUGAAAUAUUAAAAAAUAUUUUGGGCUAUUCUAAUGACAAAAUACAAAAUUUAAAAAAAGUUAAAAUUGUGCAAUGAAAACAGAUUGAUGUUUAAAAGUUAACAACCAUAUGUUUUAAGUAUAUAUAUUCUAUUGGAUUAUAAUUUUUAUAUAAUUAUAAUUUUAUGGUAGUUAUUAUUAUCAAAUAAGGACUACAUGCAUCGUUAUAUACAAUGUAGAGAAAAAUAAACACAAUAUUGUAUA